This is a messenger RNA of Prunus armeniaca (apricot), 315 nucleotides long. Lineage: Eukaryota; Viridiplantae; Streptophyta; Magnoliopsida; Rosales; Rosaceae. The record is from the annotation of a GenBank genome assembly.
AUGCAGAACCUCAUUGCUACUCAACUUGGAGUUCAGAGGAUCCCAGGCAUUACCGAUUUCAACACGAGAGGAACAAACAUACGACCCUUUGCCAGAUUUGGAGUUUUCAUUUUGUGGAUCUUGACUAAUCAUUGGCUACUUUUGACCGGUUCUGCUUCCCGUCUUUCAUGGGGAAUAUUUAUCAAUGAGUUGAGCAGAGGCUAUGGCCGGUCUCAUCAAUGGGUUUCAAUCAUGUCAAGCAGAUCCGAAAGGCAAGCAGCAAAUUCAAGUUCGAUGAUGGGUGCUGUUUACCUUCCUUUGGCUUGUGAUGGCUAG